Glycine soja is the source of this 1192-nucleotide messenger RNA. RefSeq names its product (+)-neomenthol dehydrogenase-like. Lineage: Eukaryota; Viridiplantae; Streptophyta; Magnoliopsida; Fabales; Fabaceae. Bases 150 to 1034 code for a protein of 294 amino acids. The record is from RefSeq and is a predicted model, not a curated record. The transcript is spliced from 5 exons. Gene Ontology annotation, cellular component: membrane. Gene Ontology annotation, molecular function: oxidoreductase activity, acting on the CH-OH group of donors, NAD or NADP as acceptor.
AGAUACAAGACAUUUUCACCACCUAUAAAUGAAUGUAAUUAAGGGGUUGAUAAUCUGUCUGAUAGAUCAGACUAAAACCAUUUCAUACCACACUCGCUGAAAGCAAAUAAACAAAAAAGCUCCGGUUAUAUCCGAGUGGCAUCAUCAACAUGGGAGAAGAAGCAAAAAGGUAUGCAGUAGUGACAGGAGCUAACAAGGGAAUUGGCUAUGGGAUAUGCAAGAAAUUGGCUUUGAAUGGAGUUGUGGUAGUGCUAACAGCUAGAAAUGAGAAAAGGGGUUUGGAUGCGGUGGAAAGAUUGAAAGAGUUUGGUCUUUCAGACCUUCUAGUUUUUCAUCAACUUGAUGUCACUGACCCUCCCAGUGUUGCUUCUUUGACACAGUUCAUCAAAACCCGAUUUGGAAGACUUGACAUCUUGGUGAACAAUGCAGGUGUCCCCGGAGGAAUAGUAAAUGGGGAGAAUGUUCUUAGAAGAAAAAGGGGUGAAAUAUCAGAUUGGAAUAUAAUAGUGCGUCAAAAUUAUGAGUUGGCCGAAGAAUGUGUUGAAGUUAAUUUCUUUGGUGCAGAAAGAGUAACUGAAGCUCUUCUUCCACUGCUUCAACUGUCCACUUCACCCAGGAUUGUCAAUGUAUCAUCUAGAAUAGGAGUAUUGAAGAAUAUACCAAAUGAGUGGGCAAGAGGAGUGUUUGGUGACAUUGAAAAGCUCACAAACAAAAAGCUUCAUGUGGUGCUUAGGGAGUUUCUUAAAGAUUACAAAGAAGGAUCAUUGGAAUCCAAGAACUGGCCACCUGUUCUUUCAGGUUACACCAUGUCAAAAACAGCCUUAAAUUCCUACACAAGGAUGCUGGCUAAGAAGUUCCCUCGUUUUCGCAUAAAUUGCUUGUGCCCUGACUUUGUCAAAACAGAUAUAAACCAUAAUGUUGGCUUUUUAACCAUUGAUGAAGGUGCUGAGUGUCCUGCCAGGCUUGCAUUGUUGCCAGAUAAUGGUCCUUCUGGUCUCUUUUUCUUAAGGGAGGAAGUACUUUCUUUUGUUUGAACAACAUUAAUUGCUACUUUAAUGUUCCCACUAAUGUUGUAUGUAUUUCUAGUACUAGCAAACUUUCUGUCUGUGAUUCUCUGAAUAAUUUGUAGACAUACCUAACUGUUUGGUUCUUAUAUACAUACACAUGCUAAAAAAUAAUAUUUUUCUGUGAA